UAAGUUCUACUUUUGUAUAUAUUUAACCCCCUCAUUUCCAUUCCUUAGCCUUGUAAACUUACACCUUCCUUCCCCUUUUGCUCUCUUUCUUAAUUUUCUUGCUUGGCAGAUGUCUCCAAUUGAUGUAAAAUCUCCAAAACAUUGUGAAGAAAAAGGGUUCAACGUAGAAAAACUACUCCCAAAAAAGAAGUUAUUCUUUACCUUCUCUACAAUUUCCCUCUCUAUUCUAUCAUUUAUCUUUCUUCUUUACCUCACACUCCACCCUACAAAACCAAAUUUUACCCUACGAGAAGCUGAUAUUUAUCAACUCAAUCUCUCAGGUCCACGCCAACUUCUCAACUCCUCCAUUCAACUCACACUCGUAUCGAAGAAUCCGAAUAAGAAAGUUGGAAUUUACUACGAUGAAUUGCAAGUGUAUGCUUCUUAUAAAGGACAACAAAUUACUCUCUAUACUUCUCUUCCUCCAUUUUAUCAAGGCCAUGAAGAUAGUAACUUUUUGUCUGCUUUGUUGAUUGGGAAUGGAUUGCCAGUUGAUCCUUAUUUUGGUUAUGAGGUGCAACGUGACCAAAGUGUUGGAAAAUUGAUAAUGGAUUUGAAAGGAAGUGGCAGGUUAAGAUGGAAAGUUGGGACUUGGGUUUCUGGGAAGUAUAGGUUUAAUGUAGAUUGUGUUGCUGUUAUGCCUUUUGGACCUUCGUUGCCAUCUGGUCCUCUUAGUUUUAGACAAGGAGCUCAAUGUUCUACUACUCUUUGAAGUGAAGUUAAAUAUUAUUACUACGAGGAAUAAGACCUUCCUCAAAUAGGGAGUGUAUUUUUUUCUUCUUUUACUUUCAUAUUUUGAUAGGUUAUUGUAAAUUAUCUUUUGAUAAAUGGCAUUUUAGUACGCUAAGCUCCGGGUAUGUGUAGCAUUUUGUGAAGAACCAAAUCAAUCAGGUUGGAUUUCUA
Molecule: messenger RNA, 942 nt
Organism: Capsicum annuum
Lineage: Eukaryota; Viridiplantae; Streptophyta; Magnoliopsida; Solanales; Solanaceae
Product: NDR1/HIN1-like protein 26
Exons: 1
Coding region: 110-751 (213 amino acids)
Biological process (GO): defense response to other organism
Source: RefSeq, a predicted model, not a curated record